AAAUUAAAAUUAUUAUCAAUAAUAGAAAUCUAGUAAUAGCAGGGUCCUAUAUGAUUAAAGUAAGUGUACACAUUACUAUCUAUACAUGAUACUCCAUUAAAAUUAUCUUUAUUGAGAUAAAGUUCACAUAUCAUAGAGUGAACACUUUGAAAAUUCAGUCAUUUUUAUACAUUCACAAGUUUGUGCAAUCAUUAUCACUAUCUAAUUUCAGAACAUUUUCAAUUCUCAUUUCUAAUAAUCAUUACGUUCUCUUAUCUUUCAGCCCUGGCAAUCAUUAAUCCACUUUCUAAACAAUUCUGGACAUUUCAUACAAAUGGGAAAUUUGAUAUGAAUCACCUAUAAGCCUAUUGUGUCUGGUUUAAUUUCCUUAGCAGGUUUACAUAGUUUAUUCGCGUUGUAACAUGUACUCAUAUUUCAUUACUUUUUAUGGCUGAAUAAUAUUCCACUGUAUGGAUAUGCUAAUUUUGCUUAUCACUUCACAGACGCUGGAUUGUUUUGACUUUUUGCUAUUGUGAAUAAUGCUGCAAUGAAUAUUUAAAUACAAGUUUUCCUAUGGAUAUGUUUUCAUUGCUGUUGGGUAUAUAAAUAACUAAGUGCAAAAUUUCUGGGUCAUGUAUUAAUUUUAUAUUUAACUUUCUGAGAAACUGCGAAAGUGUUUUCCAAAGUAACCUCACCACGCUGUGGAUACAGCUCAGUGAUAGAGCGCAUGCCUUGCAUGUAUGAGGCCUGGGUUGGACUGCCAGCACUGAAAACCAGAAAGUGAAAAAACAUAGUAACCACACCAUUUUACACCCUAGCAGCAAAUAAGGAUGCCAAUUUCUCCCUGUCAUCCUUAAUACUUCUUUCUGUCCACCUUUGGAUUAUGGCCAUUUUAGAGGCCAUAAUGAAGUCUCUAAAUGUGGUUUUGAUUUGCAUCUCCCUAACGACUAAGGAUGUUGAGCCUCUUUUUAUGUGCUUAUUGGCAAUUUGUGUGUGUUCUUGAGAUAAAUGUUUAUUCAGCCUUUGCUCAUUUUUUUAAGUGGUUUGUCGUUUCAUGAUUAAAUUGUAAGAAUUUUCCUUAUUUUUCAGUACUGAGGAUGGAGCCACCACUGAGCUCCAUCCUUUUUUUUUUUGCGGUACCGGGGAUUGAACUUGGGACCUUGAGCUUGUGAGGCAGGUGGCAGCACUACUGAGCUAAAUCCCCAGCCCCCAGUCUUUCUUUUUUUUUGAGACAAGGUCUCCCAAAGUUUCCCAGACUGGCCUCAAACAUGUGAUCCUCCCACCCCAGCCUCACAAGUGCUGGGUUCCCAGGCAUGCAGCACCACUCUCAACUAACACUGCAAAUUUUUGGUUAGAAAAUUACUAUUAUUACUAUUCUGGGGGGAGUGAUGUACUAGGGAUUGAACCUAGAGCACUACACUGAGCUAUACCCCAUCCUUUUUAAAAUUUGAGACAGGGAGACCAUGCUGAGUGCAGUGGGCCGCGGGAUCGCCUCAGUGUUGCGGGGAGCGCGCGCCGCCGCCGCCCCUCCGAAGGUGCUUGCGGGCGACGGGCUCUCGGUCCUCGGCGGCGGCGGGUCGGAGAGAGAGGGCGGAGGAGCCGCCUCGCACCUUCGACCCCGCGCUGCUGGAGUUCCUAGUGUGCCCUUUGUCCAAGAAGCCGCUCCAAUAUGAAGCAUCAACAAAUGAAUUGAUUAAUGAAGAAUUGGCAAUAGCUUAUCCGAUCACUGAUGGAAUUCCUAAUACGAUACCACAAGCAGCUAGAACAACACAUCAAAAUAAGCAAGAAGAAACAGAGCAGCACUAAAUCAUCAUUUUAAAAACACAACUACGUUUUAAUACUAUAUACAAUUUAAAACACGGUGGCGGAUGGUAAGUGGGGAAGAAGAAUGUUUCUGUCUCUGCCUACACUGACUGUUCUUAUUCCACUGAUCUUCUUAGUAGGAAUCUUCUACUCCGCCUCUGUGGAGGAAAACUUCCCACAGGGCUGCACUAGCACAGCCAGCCUUUGCUUUUACAGUCUGCUCUUGUCCAUCUCCAUACCAGUGUAUGUGUUCUUCGACUUCUGGACUUGGAUGGGUAUUAAGCUCUUCAGACAUAAUUAAUGCAACCAUAGCCAAGAUGGUUUAUGUAUUAAGUCUUAAGCAUCUGUCUCUGAAAGCUCAACUCGAUGGACAUACUGGAGACCCAUUUAGUUUGGAGGAAAGUUGCUUUGACUUGCUUAACUCAGGUUUAGGACUAAGAGAUUUAAGCUGCAGAAGCUUUGAUUGUACUCUGUUCUGCCCCUUUUGAAGAUUCUGACUGCUGUAUCGGAGAAACAUUUCAAUAAAAUGUCUUGAUGGAGAUUAACUCCCCUAAUCAUCAAAAAAAAAAAAAA
Heterocephalus glaber (naked mole-rat) is the source of this 2355-nucleotide messenger RNA. The record is from RefSeq and is a predicted model, not a curated record. NCBI's taxonomy places the organism in Eukaryota, Metazoa, Chordata, Mammalia, Rodentia, Bathyergidae.